GGCCGUUCUCCCCCUCCCUCGUGCUGCCUGUGCUAUGCAGAGUGAGUGCUCUGUCCUCACCUCGCCUCCUCCGCCCCCCUCCGUGGAUGUGUGUGCACGCCGGAGCCGGCCCUCCCUGCAACAUGACGAGGGCCAUCCCCAGUGCUAAGAGGGGAAGCUUGUUAUUGCUGAUGAGCACAGCCUGGUUCUGGCAGGCGGCACCAGGACCUGCUGCUACAGCCUCAUCCUUUGUUACAUUGUAACAGCCCAGCACCAUGCUGAAUGUGGCCCCUGUGGACAGGCAGUACCCACCGGCUGCUGUAAGUAAUGCAUGGCCACCUACCGGCUUCCAUUCAUCCGGGGGGUCCUGCUAUGGUCUGGGGGGCCCUGCUAGGGUCAGCUGUCAGGGGGGGUCCUGCUAUGGUCUGGGGGGCCCUGCUAGGGUCAGCUGUCAGGGGAUCCAGCUAUGGUCAGGUGUCAGGGGGUCUACUAUGGUCAGGUGUCAGGGGUCCUGCUAUGGUCUGGGGGGUCCUGCUAUGGUCAGCUGUCAGGGGGGUACUGCACUUAUGGUCUGGGGGUCCUGCUAUGGUCAGGGGUGCUGCUAUAGCCAGGUGUCAGGGGUCCUGCUAUGGUCUGGGGGUCCUGCUAUGGUCUGGGGGUCCUGCUAUUGUCAGGUGUCAGGGGGGUGCUGCUAUAGCCAGGUGUCGGGGGGUGCUGCUAUAGCCAGGUGUCAGGGGGUGCUGCUAUAGCCAGGUGUCAGGGGGUGCUGCUAUAGCCAUAGCCAGGUGUCAGGAGGUGCUGCUAUAGCCAGGUGUCUGGGGGUGCUGCUAUGGUCAGCUGUCUGGGGGUGUGCUGCUAUGGUCAGCUGUCUGGGGGUGCUGCUAUGGUCAGCUGUCUGGGUGCUGCUAUGGUCAGCUGUCUGGGUCUAUGGUCAGCUGUCUGGGGGGGUCCUGCUAUGGUCAGCUGUCUGGGGGGGUCCUGCUAUGGUCAGCUGUCUGGGGGGGUCCUGCUAUGGUCAGCUGUCUGGGGAGCCAGUGAUACAACGUUACCUAGGAAUACUGGGGCAACGUUCUAAAUGGCAGCAAUCACCAUGGAAACUGCUCCUGUUGGCUGAUUCUUAAUCAGCAGUUUGCUCCCCCCCCCCCCAAAAAAAAAAUCCUCCUUAAUACCUGAGCCCCGAGUGUGAGCUCCAACCAGCUGCAAUGGGUCAUUCUGUAUGGGAUCAUUAUUUGGGAUCAUUGUCUGACUUGAUAGUCUGUGGGUAUCAUUGCUGUGUAUACAUUGUAUUCUCUGUGUGUAGAUCUGCUGCCAAGAUGUUACACUGUAUCUGGUAAACUCCAUAAUCCGUAGCUGGUUACACAGUAGCCCAGGGGUCAACAUUGCUGAUAUGUAGUUAUUGGUGCUGACUAGCUGAUAUUGACCAAUCGCUGUGAUAGCCCUUUUUGCUUGUUAAAAAAUACAAAUAAUUAUGAAAAUGUAUUAGUGACCAUCUUAAUGUUAAUAGUUGCUGGACACAGGGCACAGUGCCUGUCUAAUAAUAACAAUAAGGAGAAUUCUAACCCUCUGGCUAUAGUUUCACUUUUUCUUAUCACCCAUGUUGAUGUGGUUAAAGGUGGAUGACCACCUGCUAACUAACUAAAACUCCCAUUAUCCUUGGAUAGACUUAAGGGUGGCCAAGCAUGAUGGGAGCUGUUGUUGUUUUGCUACAGCUGAUGAGCUAUCCCUUGGCCAACCCCUAAUUUGCUGGGUUUGUUAUUUGGAUGGAUUUUGAACAGAAACCAAACCUCUCUCUGAGCGUCACAAAACACCCAGACACUUCCUGCACCUCCCCUCCAGCCCAUGCAACGCCCACCUCACAUGGCUAUUUUAAUGGAUGACGUAUUGGAGAGCUAAAUUUGGAUCUCCAAGCCUGGCCUCUGGGAGGUAGUGGUGGGGGAAAGGGGUGGUGGUUAGUGGUUUUGUAACAGCUUCUCUUAGGGUGGGGCAAUACCGUUAAAAUCUUAUUGUCCCUCAGUACCUUCCCCUGAAACUGCAAAACAACAUCCAAAAGACAGAGAGCCUAACAGCUGAUGUGCUCUAUAACUUGCUAGGUGUGUGCAUUUUAUUCUCAUAUUUAGCAUUAUUCUAGCCCUGCCUUCUCUCUGAAGGGCUGGAUGGAUAGAUGCUGCUUAUGAAAGCUACCAUUGAUUACUGGUUAGCAAGCACAUAGGCAGUAAAGGUUGGGCAAAGGAUGGCCAAUAAUUAGCUUAGGAUUUGGCAACUUGUUUAUUAGUAGUAGUUUAAUGACCAUAUUUUUCACUAAGUAGUGAUGGAGGUUAAAAUUAAAAAUUAAUGUUAGCAUUGCAGGUUUUUAUUCCUUUAAUCUUAUUCUGUUUUUUUUUUUUUUUUAAAUCUUGGUACAUUGGAACAACAGGGUCUCUGGAGUUCUUUCUCUUUUAUUUCUAAAAGAGCGGAGGUCUAGUCACCAAACUGAGAAUGGACUUAUUCCCAGCUUAGUGUUUCACUAUGUGAGUCAUAGAGCUGACAUUCAAAAAGAAGCUCUCUAACACUCAUAGCCAUGAAAGCUGACUGUAGUAGUUAUAGCCCAAAGAUUCUGAGGUACACUGGACCUCCCAUGAGAGCCAAGGUUUUGUCAGUUAAAAAACUAUGGUAGAGUUUGCGCUAACGGGCUCUUUAAGAACCGUAAACAAUACAGUGCAUUGCUGUGGUUAUGGUGCGUAUUGUUUAUGAAGAAUUUAUCGAAUUUCGUGGUAUAAUUGAAGUUUAAAAUAGUAUUGCUAGGGUUAAAGAGACCUGUGGCUGGGCUGCUGUUUUGCUUAGUGAAAUAAUGUAACCAGCUAUAAUUAACUCUCAAUUCAUUGAAUUGGUAUUGUGUGGAACAUGGAUUUAAAUUUUCUGUGAGUAACUUUAGAAGCCAUUUUCUCUUCUGUCUUCCAUUUAUUAACCCCUCUGAAUGCCAUUGGGCCAAGCUUAACCUAGCUAAUGAACAGUAGUGUAUGUCACCUCAGAGCUAAUAUGGGGACAAACUCUACAGGUUGAAUUAGUAAUACUGUUCGAAUCUUUCAGUUUGUACAAAGAUCUCAAAUCUCUCUUUGAAUAUUCACUUCGAGUUCCAAAGAAAUCCCAAGAUCUUCACAAGAAGUCUUGAGAGAGCUGAUAGGUCAUUAAUAUAUGGUGACCAGGUGGCUCAUUGAGUUAGGAAUCCUUUUGUGUCUACUUGUUUACAAAAAAAAUCCAACAACAACAAACUGUCGAGUUGCCAAUAUUAGGGAGAAAAACAAGGCAGACAUCAUCGGUGCAUGGCAGUGCUAUAUUGUGCAAUGCAGCCUGUAAAUAUAGAAUACAAUAGUCUAUUUCUGCAUUGCAGCAGCAAAAAAAAAAAAAAGAGCAGUUUGAGUGUUUCUGUGAAAUGCAAACCAUAUGUUCCAUAAUGUACUUUUGGGUGGUAUUUUGUUGUAAUAAUUGCAAAUAAAUCACUAUCUGCAAGUAGCUUUCCCGUUUCACUGCACAAAUACAUCUGUAUGCGUGCUCUUAGACACGCCAUUGUGAGGCAGGUCAUCUGAGGACAUGUUUCCUGAUUCACAAACAUUACAGGUCUGGGGCGGCGGGGAGCUCCCUACCUCGCGUCUGGAUAUUUAAGGGGGUCUAAUUACUAAACUGAAUAAACGGAAUUGCAGAAGAUACAAAACACGGGAGCCCCCCUCCCUAAAAUAAAUGCAAUAUUGCUUGUGAUGCAAAUACAAUUUUAAAUGGAGAGUCAGAUAUUAAAAUAUACAUAUGGUGUAUGAAAAUAUAUAUAUAUUUUUUUUUUACACAUUUGGUUACUGCAUAUAUUACAGUAAUCCUUAAAUUAUUGUUUUGUUGAGCCUUAUAAUCAUCACCCUUUUUUUAAAUUUAUUUAUUUAUUUAUUUUAGAGCAGUCACAAUUAUUAGUUUUUAAAUAAAAUUCAUGACUCCAUUAUUGACUGUGCUGAUAAUGUCACACCAGCCCUGGGGAUAUUUUAAGAUAUGACUGUGUAACUAGCAAUUUUCAUGUUUGAUUUCUCAUAUUUAAAUCUAUAUUCUGCUUUGGUGGAAUUGCUUUAUGUUGGCCCCUGUUUUUGUUCAUUUUGCAAAUUGUACAAAGAAAAGUCAGUCAGCAUCGUUGAUGCUUAUAAAAUGGUAAUAAAUGCUUGUAAUUGUACUACAAAGUCCAAUAUAAACACAGGAAUUUAUUAACGCAUGCUAAUUUUAUACUACCACUUAUGGUCAAAAAGUGCUAAUCAGCGACUAGAUUACCUCUUUCAGACUUGAUAAUAUUGUGCACGCUGUAACCUCUUAAAAUGUCAUUUGGACUAAUGACAUAAAUACUGAUAUUAAAUGUUACGCUAUGGAGUUCAGCCUGAGCACCCAAGUUGCACAAAGUCCACCGCAUAGAGAGAAAGAGAAAUCAUUUUUUUUUUACUUGUAUAUUAGCAGUUCAUAUUUGGAAAUGUGUUCUUGACUUGUUACCAUAUUGCCUAACAAACGUUCUUCCUUGUGUGCAGGUUGACUUCGUGGACAUGUGUGAGUCCAUACUGGAACGGAAGAGACAUGACAGUGAAAGGUCGACAUGUAGUACCUUGGAGCAGAAUGAUUUUGAAGCUGUGGAAGCACUGGUGUGCAUGAGUGCAUGGGGUCAAAGGUCCCACAAAGGAGAUGUCUUGAAAAUGAGACCCCUUACUCCUGCUUCCGAUUCCUCCGACUUUACCAUGACGUGUGACUCUUCUAUAGGUGGUUCUAGAGAAUUCCACUCUCUUGCAACACUGGUAAGAGUGAAAUUAAAACAUUACUUGCAAAGCUAGAAUUUUUUAUUUUUUAUUAUUUUUUAUCCAGAAGCCAAUAGAUUCUCAAACCAUUGGAGUGGCUAUUGUACCAGGAGUCCCCUGGCUCCGUCCCAGUGUAAUUUGUCAAACUGUGUUAGAAUGUUUUUACAACUUACCUGGUGCAUCUGGUGUUCUCCGAAAGUCACUUUGCAGCUAAUCCUGGUUCUGUCCUCCACUGAUGCAUUCAGUUAGUGCUUGUGGCCCCACAUGGCCCUGCCUAACUCCAGGCAGUGGGACUAACCAAAUUCUCCUACAAGGAGCCACUUGGUGGGACACAGGUAAGUUGUCAAACCACUUUAAAACUGUUUGACAAAUUACAGGCACUCCUGACACCACAAAGCUACAUUUAAUUUUUUUUUUCCACUCGAGGAUGAACUGUUUCAGUGCAGUUAUAGUAUCUUGUUUAUGUCCCUAAGACCUCCCAGUAGAGCAUUGCCCUCAGAAUCAUGCUUCAGUUGUGACAAUCGUUUUCAAGCAAAUUGCUUCCCAGAGAUUCCCUUGAUGAUUUUGCAGAACCGUCAAUAGCCUUGAGAUUUAAGUGACAUCUUUUUAAAGUAACCCAGUAACCGGUUUCUUACUGCAUAUGUUUAUAUAGAUAAGUUGUAAGGGAUUUCUUAUGCAAACAUUCACAUUAACACUGUUUGUUUUGUGCAAUUUAACAACUGUUAGAACGUUGGUAGAAUUUAGUGGAAAUUGUUUUUUCAGUAGUAAGUGUGAUAAUAUUACUAGAGUCACUAUGUAAACCAAUGCCAUUAUGUAACCAGCUAUUAUUGUUUAUUAUUUAUAAAGCGCCAGCAAAUUUUGUUGCACUUUACUAUCAAAGUUGAAUUAACUGGUUUGUGUCUCAAUGUGAAUGAAAUGAUCACUCAGGGCACCAUAAUAUUUUUAUCGUAAUGACGUUAUCAGGGUGCGAGAAGGUGAUUGGGCACCCGUUUAACCCCUUAAGGACUAAAUUUCUGGAAUAAAAGGGGAUCAUGACAUGUCACACAUGGCAUGCGUCCUUAAGGGGUUAAGUAAGCCAGGGUCUCCUCUAACCUUAAUAAGUUGAUGAGGUUGUUGUGGUGCCCAUAGCAUCCUUUUUUUAAAAAAAUUUUUAUUUUUAAAUUGUAAUUGGCUUAUUAACCCCUUAAGGACACAUGACGUGUGUGACAUGUCAUGAUUCCCUUUUAUUCCAGAAGUUUGGUCCUUAAGGGGUUAAAAGUGAAUUAAACUUUCAAACUGAGCAGUUGACUUCAUAAUUAUAGUAUUGCGUCCUUUCUUCCUUCCUUCCAUUUUUUUUUUUUUUUUAAUUCUUCUAACAUGUAGCCUUGCUUUGCUUUUUUUCAGUGCAUGACUCCACCACACAGCCCUGAUUUUGGAGAACCCACUACAACACUCCCACCCGUUUCCCAAGUAACGUAUUCCAAGCCCGUGACGGUCAUGUCAAGCAGUUUGGGCUGUUGCGUCACUUCUUCAGAUGUGCCCAUGCCAUUUGUUCCAGUUGUCUACAGACCACCUCCUCAGGGCCGGGAUAUGUUUCUAAGCUCUCAGCCCUGCAGAUCAAUGGCCACAAGUGUGAUACGCCACACGGCUGAUCGCUCCUCUUUCCAAAACAUUCCAGAGACUCCUGCCAGGACAGUUGCACCCUUACAUAAAAACCCCUGUGUUGAACAAUCUGAAAACAAAUAUUCUGAACUUUCCAGGGAAAUACAUGUUCCAGACAGCCUGAACAGAAGAUCCCCACCAUUGCACCUUCCUCAGCCAAACAAAUCGUGUCUUAACAUAAAUAUGGACAUCCAGCAAGUGGUGAAUACACAGACUAUCUUGUCAAUGAAAUGUGAAAGUGAUCGUUCACAUGAGACUAACCAGUUGGUUUCAGUUCCUGUUUCACAUGCCCCAGUUCUCUGCCAGAUGAUUCCAGUUAGUGGACAAGCGGGUGUUCUCUCUGCUUUUAUCAAGCCCACAGCUCAGCAGGUUCCUAAUCCUGUCAAGCCAAUCCUACCCCAAGCAACACAGAUUCCUCAAUCCGUCCUUAUGGGAACACCAGUUUCACAGGGAACUGUUAUGUUUGUACUUCCUCAAGCAGCUGUCACAAACCCACCUCAGCAGUGUACACAGACUCUUGUGACUGUAGGGAACACAAAAUUGCUGCCUCUUGCACCAGCCCCUGUGUUUAUUGCUGCUGGGCAAAGCAGCCCUCCACAAAUGGACUUCUCAAGAAGGCGUAAUUACGUGUGCAACUUUGCAGGCUGCAGGAAAACCUACUUCAAAAGCUCGCACCUUAAAGCACAUCUUCGCACACACACCGGUAAGCCAUAAAGGUGGCUGUUAAGUAGAGGAUUAUUAAUUUAUUUGUAUUUAUUAAUGGCAAUGUUCUCAUUCUGUUGGCGAGCAUCCUAAAUAAAUAUGCAUUCUAACGGCUGGUAAACUAUUAUGUCAAUUUUAGAGGGAGACAUUAUUCGUCUGCUUGUGCAAAACAUUUUGUAUCCCGUGCGCACACUAUAUGGUGACACCCAAUUCAUGUCUCUCAUCACCAGUCUAUAAUAGACUUGGGCAUUCGUUUUAGGGCGAACAAAUUUUUGUCAGAAUUCCAGCUAUUCAUCAGUUUGUCCAAAAAACGAACGAAUACAAAAUGAAACAAAGACAGAAUUGCUUGUUGGUCGAAAUUUCAUCCUGCACUUCUUUUGUUUUCUAAUCUGAUCCCAUAUUACUACAAGGGAGGUUAAAUCCUCCUUCCUGCCCCUACCUGCCAUGCAUGUUUACUAAAAGUGUUAUAAAAAUUGACUAGGGACUGGGCAGCUAUUGUUGUCCAAUCACACAUUUAAAAAAGGAAGACCUGACACAGGUCCACCAUGGUGGGGUACAUACUAAAAUAAUUAACUAGGGGGUACAUAGUGUGCGCUAUCCGGGUGCUAAUAAAAUAAAUAGGGGACCAAGAGUCCCACUCCAUCCCCCACCUAUCGGCAGCAGAUUGGGUCUCUAAAAAUAACGAGGGUGACAGUGUCCCCCAGCCCCUCCCUAUUGUGUUGGGUGGGGGCCCUAAAUAAGAAGGACCUCUUGUUAAUUCCCCCAGCCCUUCAUUCAUUGGAAUCAGCCCUAUAUAAUACGAGGGGUGGACCCAUCAGUCCCACUAAUUGGCGGUGGUUGGGAACCCUAAGCAAUAAAAUGGGGUUGAGCUAUUGCCCCUCCUCCCAGCCCUCACCCAUUGGUGUCAGAUGGGGCCCUAAAUAAUAUUUAUUGCUCCCCUCUCCCAUAAAAAAAAUACCUGCAAUUAAAAUUAAUACUUACCAUUAGAUGUGCUAUUAAUUUAUUUUUUUUAUUUUUUAUUCCAUUUUCUUUUCUUCAAAAUUCCCAAGGAAAACAUAAUCCAUCUUCACACUGCGAGGGGUGGGUAAAGCGCUACAAAGCUUUUCUGCACCAUGCAAUUUGUAUCAGUGUAUCUGCUUCAGUUUAAGCUUCUUAGUAGAUGGCUUCCUCACAUGGGGCUAUCUACUAAUCAGCUUAUUGGAACCCUUAAAUAUGCAAUUCCACAAAUGUACUCAGUUAUCUGCUAAACGGCUGCAAGAUGCAGUUGUGGCACAGAUCGGAAUUUCAUUUGGCCGAAUUAAACUCUGUAACGAGAAAAACUAAAGACCGAACUGGCUAAAUGUGUUUGGGUAAAGUGUAAAUUUCGGUGCUGGCAAAGUCCAGUCCUGAAUUGCAACUGUGAGUGCAUUUAGUGAUUUUAGACAAGCACGGUGUAGUGCCCCGUUUUACAAAACUAUGAAAGGGCUGUCAAUACACUGAUAACAGUAUCAACAUAUUCAAUAGUUCCUCACAUCUGAUUUGAUCAUUAAAACGACUGACAGUGGCUAAACCUCAUAUCAAAUAAAGAGUGCUGUCUAAGGAUCUGAGAUAAAGUCAGACACGUAGCUUAAUGAAAAAUCCUUCUUUGUUGCUUGCUUUUGCAAAUGAUAGUGUUCGAAUUUACAAAGCAACAAAUGGAUUUAAUAUCAAACAACAAUUGAGAUUUUUUAGUAAAAGAGUCAUUGUUGAAAGUUGACAACUAAAUUGCAAUUUUUGGCCAAAAUAACAAUUGUGGGUGGGGGGAACCCCUCUUAGCUUGGCUAUUUUGACUUAAGACUUGCAAUUCCUCUUGUCAGUUCUCCUGAAUUCAUGCAUAGUGGAUAUCCCAAGUAGGUAACACAUCUGUCCCAUAAGUUGGUGCAAGAACACAUGUAAUGGGUAAAACUUCUAUCUGCAUUCCUGUUUUUGUAUUGUUUUUUCACUUUUCUCUCUCUUUUAAAGGUGAGAAACCUUUCAGCUGUAACUGGGAAGGUUGCGAUAAAAAGUUUGCACGGUCAGAUGAACUUUCGCGGCAUAGAAGAACACACACAGGGGAGAAGAAAUUUGCCUGCCCCGUGUGUGACCGCAGAUUCAUGCGUAGCGAUCACUUAACCAAGCAUGCUCGGAGGCACAUGAGCACAAAGAAAGUUCCCGCCUGGCAAACAGAAGUUGGAAAAUUGAACAGAAUUGCUACCCCAGACAUAUCCAGAAACGCAGGCCCUUCCUUAAGCAUGCUGGUUUCCUUGCCUGCCUCGGUUUAAUAAGUGUGUGAAUUUAAUGGAGCAAGUGAAGAUUGACCUUUUGAUACACACUGUCAUGCAUCAUGGACUGCAGAUGGAAAAAUACACCCUGCAUUUUAUCAUACAAUAUCAAGGGCCAUUUGUUUAGAACGCUGUAGAACAUGAGGAUGGGGGAGGGGAUGAGAUGCAAUUGUAAAAAUAAUUGUUUUUAUAGUCCUCCUGGAAAGAAAACAAGCCAUGUAUUUUUGGCAUUCACUAAGGCACUAUAAAAGUUCAGUGUGCUUUAAUAAAAAUAUGCUGUUCAUACAUUAUGGCCCUUGUGUGGAGGUAAACAACAUAGAAUAUAAUUUGUGACAUCAAUUGUUAAGGUUUUAUUCACAUUGUUAUAAUCCUGUCCCAAUUUACUGAGAACACACAGCAUUAGAGGACUUUGAAUUUUUUUUUAUUUUUGGGUAAUUGUACGAUGCAAUUCUGCCUUCACAUAAAUCAGUCAGUGUUUACAUAAUACUCCAAUAAAACAAUCCCUUAUUUUCCCUUUUAUUUUUAACUUAAAUGUUAAACUUCACCUUAUAUUCACCUCCUGUUUGGUAAGCAGUGAAGGGGAAAAAAAUGAAAAUGUUUAUCAGAGAUGAAUUGAUACAACUUGUUUGUUUGUCUAUUGCACUAUUCAUAAUAUGUAAUUUUUUUUUUCCUUUUCCUUUUUUGUGUAUUAAAUUGUAUACUUUUUUUUUUAAAAUGUGUUUCGUUGGGAAUUUUAUUAAGCUGCCGUUAAUUGGAAAUCUGCACAUCAUUUAGCUUGGGGAUUGAUUCUUGAUAUAAAUUUUUUUUUUUUUUAUACGUGGACUCAAGACAUGAUUUAAUUGGAUAAAACAUGUUGCCUUUUGAAAGUAACACACAAUGUAUGUGUGUGCAUAUUAAAUAAUGUGUAUAGACACACACAAUCAUUUUGGUUUUAUUGCAAUAAAAUUAUAGCUGUUACAUAUUUUAAUUUUUUUUUUUUUAUAAUAAUCAGAUUAAUAAGUACCACAAAUCUCUGUCUAAGCUCAGAGUGGUCUUUGCAACAUCUUUCUUGUUUCUAAAAACGCCUAUAAGAGUCAACUUUUAUGGAGUUUUAAGCAACAUUAAUAUGUUCUGUACAAAUGUUUACCAUCUAAGUUCCUCAAACUUUUUUUGCAUGUAUGUUUUGAGUCCACAAUGCCUCUUUGCUUAACUGCAUGUAAGAUGAAAUGAAAAGGUCCACUUUAUUUUCCCUGCUAAUUUCUCAGUGUUAUUACCUCACAUUUUCUUAUAAUGCCUAUUUUUUUAAGGGUCUUUCCUUUGGUCUAUGAUGCUGUACCAAAUAUAAUGGUAACCGCUUAUGUAAUUUCUCCGUGUUCUAAAAACCUUUCCAUAAGAAUGCAAGUUAUUACUUGUGUGACAUUAAAGUCAUCUGUUUUCAGCACAUGCUAUCUGAU
Molecule: messenger RNA, 10821 nt
Organism: Pelobates cultripes (western spadefoot toad)
Lineage: Eukaryota; Metazoa; Chordata; Amphibia; Anura; Pelobatidae
Source: the annotation of a GenBank genome assembly